AUGACCGAACCCACCAAGAUCAGCAUCCUGGGUCGGGAAAGCAUCGUCGCUGAUUUUGGCCUGUGGCGCAACUAUGUUGCCCAGGACCUGAUCAGCGGCUUGCCCUCGACCACCUACGUCCUUGUUACCGACACCAAUCUCGGGUCCAUUUACACGCCCACUUUCCAAAAGAUCUUCGAGACUGCCGCCGCCGCCCUCUCUCCAGCCCCGCGUCUCUUGGUCUACCAUGCCCCACCGGGAGAAAGCUCAAAAUCACGCCAGACGAAAGCCGAUAUCGAAGAUUGGAUGUUGAGCCAGAGCCCGCCAUGCGGUCGGGAUACAGUGGUGAUCGCAUUGGGUGGCGGAGUGAUUGGGGACUUGACUGGAUUCAUUGCCGCGACCUACAUGCGUGGGGUUCGCUAUGUUCAGGUCCCCACCACACUUCUCGCCAUGGUCGACUCCUCGAUUGGUGGGAAGACUGCCAUUGACACCCCGCUGGGGAAGAACCUCAUCGGCUCCAUCUGGCAGCCGUCGAGAAUCUAUAUCGACCUGGAAUUCUUGGAGACGCUCCCGGUACGGGAGUUCAUCAACGGUAUGGCCGAGGUCAUCAAGACUGCCGCCAUCUCCAGCGAGAAGGAGUUCACAGCGCUGGAAGGCAAUGCAGACGCCAUUCUAGGCGCCGUGCGCAGUGAGGCAAAACCCGGACAGGGUCGCUUCGACGGGAUCCGGGACAUCUUGAAGGCCCGGAUCCUGGCCUCCGCACGCCACAAGGCGUACGUCGUCUCCGCUGACGAGCGCGAGGGUGGUCUCCGCAACCUGCUCAACUGGGGUCACUCAAUUGGUCAUGCCAUUGAGGCGAUUCUCACCCCGCAAAUCCUCCACGGAGAGUGUGUUGCCAUCGGUAUGGUGAAGGAGGCAGAACUUGCCAGGCACCUGGGUAUCCUGAAGGGCGUUGCAGUGGCUCGCGUAGUCAAGUGUAUUUCCGCUUACGGCUUGCCCACGUCAAUGAAGGAUUCUCGGGUGCGCAAGCUGACUGCCGACAAGCAUUGCUCCGUGGAUCAGCUGUUGUUCAACAUGGCACUAGACAAGAAGAACGACGGGCCGAAGAAGAAGGUCGUUCUUUUGUCCGCCAUUGGGCGUACCUACGAACCCAAAGCCAGUGUCGUCUCCAAUUAUGACAUUGGAGUUGUCCUUGCUCCAAGCAUUGAGGCUCAUCCGGGUGUGAAGCAGGCGCUCGAUGUGACCUGCGCACCCCCGGGAUCCAAGAGUAUUUCGAAUCGCGCCCUGGUGCUUGCUGCUCUUGGCUCAGGUACCUGCCGUAUCAAGAAUCUAUUGCACUCUGAUGACACCGAGGUCAUGUUGAAUGCCCUGGAACGUCUGGGGGCUGCGACUUUCUCCUGGGAGGAUGAAGGCGAGGUUCUCGUGGUGAACGGUCAAGGAGGAAAAAUAACCGCCACCCCCUCAUCGCUGUACCUUGGCAACGCUGGAACUGCCUCCAGAUUCCUGACUACAGUAGCAACCCUGGCCAACCCGAGCAGUGUGGACUCGAGCAUCCUGACUGGUAACAACCGUAUGAAGCAGCGCCCCAUUGGCGAUCUUGUUGAUGCUCUGACUGUCAAUGGUGCCAAUGUUGAGUACCUGGAGCGCAAGGGCAGCCUUCCCCUCAGAAUUGCUGCUUCCGGUGGCUUUGCUGGAGGAAAAAUCAACCUGGCCGCCAAGGUGUCCUCUCAGUAUGUUUCUUCAUUACUGAUGUGCGCUCCGUACGCCAAGGAGCCAGUGACUCUGAAGCUGGUCGGUGGAAAGCCGAUCUCCCAGCCUUACAUCGACAUGACAACGGCCAUGAUGAGAUCCUUUGGCAUCGAUGUGCAAAAAUCCACAACUGAAGAGCACACUUACCAUAUUCCCCAGGGUCACUACGUGAACCCCGCGGAAUAUAUCGUUGAGAGUGAUGCAAGCUCCGCUACUUAUCCUCUGGCGAUUGCUGCCGUCACGGGCACUACCUGCACGGUCCCUAACAUCGGUUUCGAGUCACUUCAAGGCGAUGCUCGUUUCGCGGUUGAUGUCCUCAAGCCGAUGGGCUGCUCUGUCAAGCAAUCGGAAACUUCCACCACUGUCACCGGGCCCGCUAAUGGCGUUCUGAAACCGCUUCCCAACGUGGACAUGGAACCGAUGACGGAUGCCUUCCUCACGGCGGCUGUCCUUGCGGCCGUUGCCCAAGGUGACGCCUCGAACCACACUACCCGCAUCUAUGGUAUUGCCAAUCAGCGUGUGAAGGAAUGUAACCGGAUCAAGGCCAUGAAGGACGAGCUGGCCAAGUACGGUGUGGUCUGCCGGGAGCACGAUGACGGUCUUGAAAUCGAUGGGAUCGAGCGCUCCACUCUUCGACAGCCUUCUGGGGGCAUUUUCUGCUAUGAUGACCACCGCGUUGCCUUUAGUUUCAGUGUGCUAUCUCUUGUGGCCCCUCGCUCCACCCUCAUUCUGGAGAAAGAAUGCGUUGGUAAGACAUGGCCCGGCUGGUGGGACACCUUGAAGCAGCUGUUUGGCGUCAAGCUCGAGGGCAAGGAGUUGACGGAGGACGAAUUGGCCGUUUCGAGCCGCGAGGAGAGGGCCGGCUCUUCGGUAUUUAUUAUCGGCAUGCGUGGUGCUGGAAAGUCUACUGCCGGCAACUGGGUUGCAAAAACCCUUGACCGUCCCUUCAUUGACCUUGACACGGAGUUUGAGAAAUCCGAGGGCAUCACGAUCCCGGAUAUGAUUAAGCAGCAUGGCUGGCAGGGCUUCCGCGAUGCUGAGCUGGCCCUGCUCCAGCGCAUGAUGAAAGAUCGGCCUACCGGCUACGUCUUUGCCUGUGGCGGUGGUGUCGUCGAGAUUCCCGAGGCACGGAAGCUGCUGAUCGACUACCACAAAAAUAAGGGCAACGUUUUGCUCAUAAUGCGCGACAUCAAGCUGGUGAUGGACUUCCUGCAAAUUGACCAGACCCGCCCGGCCUACGUGGAAGAUAUGAUGGGUGUGUGGCUGCGACGCAAGCCUUGGUUCCAGGAAUGCAGUAAUAUCCAGUAUUACAGCCAGCACUCGAGUGGCACGGAGCUUGCGCUUGCCUCGGAAGACUUCUCGCGCUUUUUGCGGGUAGUGACCGGUCAAGUGGACAACCUCGGCCUGAUCAAAAAGAAGAAGCACACGUUCUUUGUCUCGCUGACGCUUCCCGAUCUGCGUCCGUCUAGUGAGAUCUUGAAUGAGGCCUGUGUCGGAUCUGACGCUGUGGAACUGCGAGUCGACCUGUUGAAGGACCCCGCAUCGAACAGCGACAUCCCUUCUGUGGACUAUGUUGCCGAGCAGAUGUCUUUCCUCCGUCGGCGUGUGUCGCUCCCUCUGAUCUUUACCAUCCGCACCAAGAGCCAAGGCGGUCGCUUCCCUGACGAUGCCCACGAAGCGGCUAUGCAACUGUACCGGCUGGCAUUCCGAGCCGGAUGCGAAUUCGUCGAUCUUGAAAUCGCGUUCCCAGACGAGAUGCUUCGUACCGUUGCUGGUAUGAAGGGUCACUCAAAAAUUAUCGCGUCGCACCACGACCCGCAAGGCAAGCUGUCGUGGGCCAAUAUGUCCUGGAUGCAAUCUUACAACCGUGCUCUCGAGUACGGUGAUGUGAUCAAGCUUGUAGGUGUUGCCAACAGCCUAGACGACAACACUGCUCUACGAAAGUUCAAGAACUGGGCAGAGCAGGCGCACGACGUGCCGUUGAUUGCGAUCAACAUGGGGGACAAGGGCCAGCUCAGCCGAAUCCUGAACGGCUUCAUGACCCCCGUUUCUCAUCCCAGCCUCCCCUUCAAGGCGGCGCCAGGCCAAUUGUCUGCAACUGAUAUCCGGAAGGGUCUUUCGCUAAUGGGCGAGAUCAAGGCCAAGAAGUUCACAAUCUUCGGCUCUCCGGUCUCGGGCUCACGGUCACCUGCCCUCCAUAACACCCUCUUUGCGACGAUGGGCCUGCCCCACGAGUACGGUCUCCUAGAGACCACGAAUGCCGAAGAUGCCAAGAAGUUGAUCCGUGCCCCUGACUUCGGUGGUGCGUCGGUGACGAUCCCGCUGAAGCUGGACAUCAUGCCGCUGUUGGACGAGGUUGCCCAGGAGGCCGAGAUUAUCGGUGCCGUCAACACCAUCGUCCCCGUGGAGCACGGAGACAAGCCCGCACGUCUGGUUGGCUACAAUACCGACUGGCAGGGCAUGGUGCAAUGUCUGCGCAACGCGGGCAUCUACGGCUCCGCAGGCAUCGAGAGCGCCGUGGUUGUCGGUGGCGGCGGCACCGCGCGGGCAGCCAUCUUUGCACUGCACCACAUGGGCUUCUCCCCGAUCUAUGUGGUGGGUCGCUCCGCCAGCAAGCUCGAGGGCAUGGUGUCGACCUUCCCGACCAACUACAACAUCCGCGUCGUCGACAACCACACCCAACUGGAUACCGUGCCCCGGGUCGCCAUCGGCACCAUCCCCGCCGACCGUCCCAUCGAUCCCGCCAUGCGAGAAACGCUCUGCCACAUGUUUGAGCGCGCCCAAGAGAUCGAUGGCACGCAGAUCGGCAAAUCCGUCGACUCGAAGUCGCCCCGUGUGCUCCUCGAGAUGGCCUACAAGCCCGCCGUGACGGCGCUCAUGCAGCUGGCUGCCGAUGCUGGCUGGAAUACCAUUCCAGGACUAGAGGUGCUUGUCGGACAAGGCGUGAACCAGUUUGUUCACUGGACUGGCAUUACCCCGCUGUACCACGAGGCAAGAGAUGCUGUCAUGGGCACUUCCGAGUCCACAUGA
Penicillium alfredii is the source of this 4758-nucleotide messenger RNA. RefSeq names its product pentafunctional protein ARO1. The record is from RefSeq and is a predicted model, not a curated record. Gene Ontology annotation, biological process: chorismate biosynthetic process; aromatic amino acid biosynthetic process. Gene Ontology annotation, molecular function: 3-dehydroquinate synthase activity; 3-dehydroquinate dehydratase activity; shikimate kinase activity. The transcript is spliced from 3 exons. Lineage: Eukaryota; Fungi; Ascomycota; Eurotiomycetes; Eurotiales; Aspergillaceae. Gene Ontology annotation, cellular component: cytoplasm. Bases 1 to 4758 code for a protein of 1585 amino acids.